CACGCUUCUUUCUAUUUAUAGAUUACUCGCAUUUACUAUCAACCUCUUAUUAACUUUUUUUUUAUAUGUAUAAAUUACAGGCUUCUAACUUUUAUAAUUUUUAUUUUUGAUACACUGCAUUUCAGUGUAUCAAAAAAAUCAUGGCGGCGUUAGAGUCUCCGGAGAAUCAUAUAAAGGCAACUGCAACAUCAACGGCAACAACAUCAUCAUCAUCGACGACGUCGGAUCUUAACUUCUCCGUUCGACGGAGGUCUACUACUGUCACGGAUUCGCCUUCGACGGAGAUGAUGGAAUCGGAGGAUUUGAAAAGUAAUGGUAAAGAAUGCGAUAAGGUUACGAAUGAGAAUCGAUCGGAUAUUAAAUUCAAUUAUCGGCCUUCAAUGCCCGCUCAUCGUGGUGUUAGAGAGAGUCCUCUUAGUUCUGAUGCUAUUUUUAAACAAAGUCAUGCAGGUCUCUUCAAUCUCUGUAUAGUUGUGCUUGUGGCUAUAAACAGCAGACUCAUCAUUGAAAAUAUAAUCAAGUACGGUUGGUUAAUUAACGGUGGAUUUUGGUUUAGUUCAAAAUCAUUAAGAGACUGGCCGCUGUUUAUGUGCUGUCUUAGCCUUCCAGCAUUCCCUUUCGCGGCCUAUCUUGUUGAAAAGUUGGCAUAUCAAAAUUAUUUACCUAAACUUGUUGUUGUUUUCCUUCAUACAAUCAUCACCACAGGAUCACUUUUAUAUCCAGUUUCAGUAAUUCUCAGGUGUGAUUCUGCUUUUCUAUCUGGUGUCACUUUGAUGCUCAUUUCUUGCAUUGUGUGGUUAAAAUUGGUAUCUUAUGCUCAUACAAACUCUGAUAUGAGAGCAAUUGCCAAGUCAAUAGAUAGGGAAGAUGUCCAAUCCAUUUCUCCUUGUGUGGGUAAUCCUUAUGAUACUUACUUUAAGAGUUUGGUCUACUUCAUGGUGGCUCCCACAUUAUGUUACCAGUCAAGCUAUCCUCGCACUGAAUCUGUUCGAAAGGGAUGGGUGGUUCAACAAUUUGUCAAGUUAAUAAUAUUUACUGGAUUCAUGGGAUUUAUCAUAGAACAAUAUAUCAAUCCUAUUGUUAAGAAUUCACAGCACCCUUUUAAAGGAAAUCUCUUGUAUGCCAUUGAGAGGGUCUUGAAGCUCUCAGUUCCUAAUUUAUAUGUAUGGCUUUGCAUGUUCUACUGCUUUUUCCACCUGUGGUUAAAUAUACUUGCUGAGCUCCUUCGCUUUGGUGAUCGGGAGUUCUACAAGGAUUGGUGGAAUGCAAGAACCGUUGAAGAAUAUUGGAGAAUGUGGAAUAUGCCAGUUCAUAAGUGGAUGGUUCGCCAUAUCUAUUUUCCUUGCCUACGGAAUAAAAUACCGAAGGGGGUAGCUAUACUUAUUGCCUUCUUAGUUUCAGCUGUAUUUCACGAGUUGUGCAUUGCUGUUCCCUGCCGCGUGUUCAAGCUCUGGGCAUUUAUUGGAAUUAUGUUACAGGUUCCCUUAGUGGUGAUCACAAAAUUUCUCCAAAAUAAGUUCAGAAGCUCCAUGGUGGGAAACAUGAUCUUCUGGUUGUUUUUCAGCAUUCUUGGUCAGCCAAUGUGUGUGCUUCUGUAUUACCAUGACUUGAUGAAUCGGAAGGGGAAAACUGAAUCAGGUUGACUCAAGCGUGGUAGAGCUUGCCAAGAUCAACAAAAAGCGUGGUUAUGGAAGUGCUGUUUCCCAUGUGUUCUGCAGGAGAAAUGGUGUUGAGCCGUGUGAUAUCGAGAUGUCUUUUUUCUUUUUUUUUGAAUGUCUUUGAUGUACACGCAAUUUUGGUAGUACAGGCACUGGAACUUAAAAUGCCCAAGUAACACUGGAUUUUUUUUUUUUUUUUUUUUUUUAUGUUGGUUGGUUGAUCAUAUCUGGAAAAAUGUUAAUGGUUCUUGUUCCAUGGUUUGGCUUUUCAAAUUCAUAUCCUGUUGUGACUGUGUUCAAGGUCCUCCACAGCUGAUGACAGUUUUUUGUUUGGUGGUAGUAACUACAUCGUUGACUA
This is a messenger RNA of Populus euphratica (Euphrates poplar), 2016 nucleotides long. RefSeq names its product diacylglycerol O-acyltransferase 1-like. Gene Ontology annotation, biological process: triglyceride biosynthetic process. The transcript is spliced from 16 exons. Gene Ontology annotation, molecular function: diacylglycerol O-acyltransferase activity. Gene Ontology annotation, cellular component: endoplasmic reticulum membrane; chloroplast envelope. The record is from RefSeq and is a predicted model, not a curated record. Lineage: Eukaryota; Viridiplantae; Streptophyta; Magnoliopsida; Malpighiales; Salicaceae. Bases 141 to 1643 code for a protein of 500 amino acids.